Messenger RNA from Mobula hypostoma (lesser devil ray), 3702 nucleotides. RefSeq lists its product as uncharacterized. The record is from RefSeq and is a predicted model, not a curated record. The transcript has 12 exons. NCBI's taxonomy places the organism in Eukaryota, Metazoa, Chordata, Chondrichthyes, Myliobatiformes, Myliobatidae. The coding region runs from base 303 to 3260 and encodes 985 amino acids. Gene Ontology annotation, molecular function: calcium ion binding.
AUGUGUUAUAUUUGCUGUGUGUGACUGUUGGUUCUGUGUUUUGCACCCUGGCCCCAGAGGAACUGUGUUUUGUUUGAAUGUGUUCAUUUGUCUGGUUGAAUGACAAUUAAACCUGAACUUUGAACUUAAGCCUCUCUUUAGGCAAUGAAGAGUUAAACAUUGAAUUGUUUUUAACUGGCAUUCCUCUAAAUUCAUUCCUGCUGACUGUUCUAAUUUAUCAAUUAGUCAAAUCAUAAUUGGGAAAACAAUUAUAUAAACCAGUUCAGUUGUUACCUUGAGCCUUAUGGUUUCCAAUUGCUGGGAUGGGCAGGUUGGCUCUUUCUAUUUUCAGUCUGUUUGUGUUUUGUGGAGUUGUUUCCAAGUCUGUGGCUGAUCCUAGUCCUAAAUGGCAAAAUGAAAAUAUUGCAACAGAAAGCAGCAUGUCUCCUGUGGAAGUAUUUUUGAACAAUUGGACUGUAAAACCAAGGCAUGAUGGAGAGAUGGCUCAUGAAUUAUCAGAUCCACCAAAAGUGCACCCUGGAGACAAUUUGUUUCAAGUGUCUAUUGAAGUAAAGUUUGUUGGUGCAAAUUUCAAAGAAUUUGAAGAGAUGGACAAAAGAAUUUCAAGAUCACUUAAAAGACUGCUAAUGGAAAAACUUUCAACAUUUUCAACAUUUAAAGAGUUGUUCCUUCUAACUGUUAAGAGGAUCAAUGCUCCAGGCUUGGUCUUUGCCUAUUGGUCAUAUUUCAGUUCAGGGCAAGAAAAUGUCUACAUUUCCCUUGAGAAAAGAGUGAAGCAACUGUUAUCUGAAUCUGUAUCUAAUUUGCGCUAUGGAAAGGCUGUAGUAGUUUUGACAUCUAUUGAAGAUGUGGAUGAAUGUGUCUCUGGGCUUUCCAUGUGUGAUCCUGAAGCCAACUGUUUGAAUACUUUUGGUUUUUACUCUUGUCAAUGUACCAAGGGAUUCAAUGACCCAUCUUCAAUUGCUUCUGGCAUCAACUGUGUCAAGAAUGUGAAAUCAGAAACAGAAAGGCUUUCUUCUCAAUUCGUCUCUGCAUUGAAGAACUGUCACAUGACCAUUGAGGGAGACUCUGGUAAAUGUCUCACUGCAGUCUACCCUUGUAUGUUUGAAUACACAUGGUGCAACUGGACUGUUGCAGCAAGUCACUGGAAAGGUGUUGUAGUGCAAAUACACGGAUUCUCAUCACCAGAAGACUGCAACCAGAAUAGGGAUGAAAUUUGCAUUUCACAACAAAUUGUUCAGCAGGUGGCACAAGCCUGUCUCAACAAAACUCAAAACUUUGUCAAUAGUGUUUUAGCAGUGUAUGCCACCUUUGAGCAGGGGAGAUCAAACCAAGCUGAAAAGUGUUUCCAAGUUGAGUCUCACAUGUCAAAUGAGAUUCAGGCUUCUAGCUCUUCACUUUAUGCUGUGCUGAUGCUAUCUAAUUUUGGAAUAUCCCAGGAAAUUAAUGUUGCUCCUGACAGUGAAGCUGAUGAAAAGUCUAUCGUGAACCAGCCUAACAAUUUGAUCAGUGGUGAAGCUGCGGAACUGGUGUCUUGGAAUUGUGAGGGAAGGUGGAGUGAUGCUCAUUUUCAGCUGUUUGCCCAAUCAAUGGCUAAAAAACAGAGCGCUUGGAAAUCCACUGAGCAAAGUGACUACUUUCUGGUUUCCAGCCAUGGAGUGCAAGUAUCUGCUCAACAGCAUGCAUCAAAUUUAGAAUGUGUCCAUUUGUGGAAUUCUCUCUGUGCACUACCACUCAGUAGGAUCUCCCAAACACUUCCUUCCACUCAUUUUGAAUUCUCCAGUCUACUGAGACCAUCACUUUCCCAUGCAGGCUUUUCUGGAAGCACCCCUUCAGAGGAAAUGCAAUACAGAGGGAAAUCUGUGCAGUUAGAUAUAUCAGAAGGAAUCUCAAUGGAUCUCGUGAAAUCAUUUGACUCUGCAGACAGGUGGAUGGCACUGGAAAGUAAUCUUGUAUCUGAUGACUGGGUUUCACCUAGCUGGGAUGUAUUUGAAAAUCUUGGUAGUGGAAAUUUGGGCUAUAAAAGGAUGUUGCCAGUGGAAACAUUGCAGACAUAUAAAUACAUGCAAACCAAAACUGAUCAUAAUGAGCCAUGGGAGCCUCAGAGCUCAGUGCAAAUCAUCGAUGCUGGAAUGAGAGAAUCUGAAAUGAGCUACUCUGUUAGUCUGGAUCAAAUGGUACUCUCUUCAUUAACUCCCUCGUUUCAUGACCAUAUAUGGAUGAAAACUAAAUCCCAGAAUUUGUUUGUAGUUGAGGGUGGUUUGCAGACUUUGUACCAAACUGAUGAAACAGUGCCAUUGAUUGCACCAAGCCAUGUACACACAACAUUGGAAACAAACUCCAGUCUGGUGACUGGAAAUGAAUCCAGGAAUUCUGAAGUGCAGUGGCUAAAAACACAAAUGUUGAGUAGCAGGACUUUUAUUGAGCUAGUACAGCAGGAUACUGAAACUACUGAAAAGGAGGUUGAUAGGACCAGUUUACUUGGUGCUCAACAUACAAUUAAUCCAUCUAUUUCACAUCCACCUGUGUGGAUGACAUUAGUACCAAAACUUCAAAAUGAAGAUGUAGAAAGUACAGGUCACUUAUUGGAAGUUUCUGCCAGAGUGUACUUGGCAAAUGUUGUUUAUAAGAAUCUUCGUCAUCUGGAAAAACGGCUCCUGCAAUCUGUUCAGAACCUGAUUAUGAACAGUCUGAUGUCAUUUUACCCACCUCUGCAGAAAAUUCUCCCCAAAGGAGCCAAAAGGAUCAGUCCUUCAGGAUUCCAUUUUGUCUAUGAACUGCACUUUGGUCCAAAUGGAGAGAAUGUCCAACACACUCUACAGACGCAUAUGAACAGCUUGUCAAAUAAGUUGGUAGCUAACAUACAGAACGGACAAGUCCACUUGGUGUCAAUAACAGUGAAAGAUUCUGGUUUUAGGUUCUCGUUUGGCAUUAAGGAAAUCUUAACUGCAUCUGCUGUCGGAGCAUUCUUGCUUGUGUCAUUAGCACUAGCCCUCUGCUUUGUGAUAUUUAAAAGAUUGCACAAAAACUAUUUCAAAACUCAUAACCCAUAUGCAGCCAGUAUAUUGGGAAGAUGCUCAUCUUCAGAGGAAUUGGAAAGUGAGGAAUCAUUACUUACUGUGCGACAUGGAAGUGUAAAUUAUAUACCAUUCAGAAAAUUUCAACCAAUACCUGAAGAAGUGAAUGAUCAAGAAACUGAUUCUGAGAUGAUCAGUUCGCCUGCAAGAAAAACUUGGCCUGUUGUUAAGAUGUUUCCUUGAUGAAAGGAAUGACAGAAAUGGGAAAGAUGCAGAGAUUGUUUUGAAACUACAUGGGAAGAGUUGUGUGCAACACCUGGCAUUCCUUGAAUAAGAUGGCAAUAUUCUGUAUAGUUUUUGAGGCUGGUUGGGAUUAAGUGCUCAAUGUCUUCACUCCACUCUAUACACUUUUAUACAGCAAUACUAUUAAAAACCUAAAUGAUAGAAAGGAGCUGGGUUCCAUAUUUCUGUUCUUGUGCCAGUUCUUUGCAUUAAAGUGAAAGUAUUUGAACAUGUCUGAGCAAUGACUGAAAUCUGAUAUUCCGUCAGCUACGGACAAUUGAAGUCGCUCUGCUUUUGCUUUAGUUUUGUUGGUAACUAAAUCUUUUUAAUAUUUUUCUUCAACCAUUGGGUUUAAAGACAAAAGUUUUAUGGUGGAUCAUGGUGUAUGAAAGGCAAAAAUAAA